AGUGAGGUGAGGGAGCGGCAGAGGACAAGGAGGUAGCAGGAUUGAAGGAGGAGGAGUCAGUGGGAGCCGGAGAGGAGAAUGUGGGAAUGAGAGGAGAGUGGGGAGAGAAAUCAGUGUAAACGAAGAGGAGAAAGCAAGGCCAGGAGAAGGGUGACGGAGAGGUGUCAGCAGCAAAAGUGAAAGAGCAGGAGACCCCAGGAAGGGGAGAGUGGAGUGGACCACCAGACGGAGGGAAGGGAAAGAGCCGGUGGAAUUGAGAGAGUGCAAACACGGAAGACGGCGAGGGUGAGAGGAGAGGGCUGAGGACCAGAGGCAUCAGGAACGAGAGGAGAGGGAGCAGUGAGCGGAAGAGACAGCGAGAAGCAGGGGGGACGGAUGGUGGCGAAAGCCCCCGCCUCACAGCUCCAGAGUCCCGGGUUCGAUCCUGACCUCGGGUGCUGUCUGCGUGGAGUUUGCACGUUCCCCCCGUGACUGCGUGGGUUUCCCUCCCACGAUCCCAAUGACGAGUGGGUUGGCGGGUUAACUGGCUGCCGUGAAUUACCCCUCGUGGGCAGCCCUCCCACCUCUCUCCCCAAAACCUUUCGGAGGAGCAGGCAGGCCUCCGGGCCGCGGAAGGGUGGAUUCACUGUGAACGGGUCUGAGAGAAUCCAGCAACGAUUACCGCUCCUUUAAGAUGACACGGACGGACCCUCCGGACAUACUGGUAUCGACCGUGUAUCGAGAGAUCCAAGUCAGCACGAUGCCAGGAGAGCCCAAGGUGUACCGGCCGCGGGGUGCGUGCGAGGCGCCGGGCCCCGGCCCCGGCUCCCUGCCGCGGGACGUCGGCAAACGCCAGUGCCGCAGCUUCGACUUCCUGCAGUCGCUGGAGGGGCAGCCCCCUCCCCCGGAGCAGCCGGCCGGCCGGCGGCCCGACCCCAGCCCCGAGCCGGCCUGGGACUCGCUGGGCAGGCAGGUGUACCUGCGCUCCUCCGCCCCCGACCUGGUGGCCAGCCGCCUGUGCCCGCCGUCCGCCGAGGCCCGGGACGCCGGCCGGCUGGACGGCAAGAAGAGGGGCAGGUCCAAGAGCGCUCCCCGGGUGAAGACCACCUACCGGGCGGUGCCGCUGGAGCCCGCCUCGCCCGAGCAGCCGCGCAGGGGGCGGGAGGCCUUGCGGGGGCAGCGGGACCCCCACCGCAGGGCGGAGGGCUCGCCCCGGAGGGAGGGCCGAGCCCCGGGCCGGGGCCGCAUGGACGAGGUGCACCCCAUCAAGCUGCAGCCGCAGCGGGCCGACGCCUGCCUCUACGCCCCGCUCUACGUGGGCGAGCCCGGCGAGGAGGGCGGCGGUGCCCGGCCGGGCGUCCACGUCCGCUACCGGCUGGACAUGAAGCCGCCCGAGGGCCCGGCGGCCCCCUGCCCCCGGCCCUGGCGGCCUCCCCCGCCGGCCUGGCAGGCGCAGCCGGGCCGCAGCCUCACCGUGCCGAGCAGCCGCCGCCCCGGCCGCGCCCAGUCCCCCGCCGGCGACUACUGGACCCUGGCCACCCACGGGUGCUCCCCGCAGCCCUGCCGGGGCCCCGAGCGCCGCCGGCCCUUCCCCCAGCCCUACCCCGAGGCCCACAGCCUGCCCCGGCCGCCGCCCUCGCCCUCGCCCCUGCACUACCACGACUGGUGGGGCACCUACCGGGCGGCCCACGGCCACCAGUCCCCCGGCCUGCCGCCGCUCUGGGCCGGGGGCGCCUCCCCCCACGGGUCGUGCCGGGCCCUGGCCACCGGCUCCCGCCACCACUCCAAGUCCUGGGACAACAUCCUGUCGCCGGGCGGCCAGGCCGAGCUGGGGGCCCUCGGCUGCCGCAGCUACGAGACGCUGCCGCUGCCGGAGCGGGGCUCCCGCUGCCCCGGCGGCCGGGUGCAGCCCACCGUGGUCAACCUGUCCCGCUCGCCGCAGCGCUACGCCGCCCUCUCCCUGUCCGAGAGCUCCCUGGUGGAGAAGCUGCAGGGGGAGGGCGGCUGGCCGGGCCCCGGCCGCUCCUGGUACAUCACCCCCGAGAUCACCAUCACCGACAACGAGCUGCGGGCCCCGGCCGCCGGCGGGUGGGGCCGCCAGCCGGCCGACGGCUCCAACGGCCUCAGCGCCUCCUUCAACGACCUGCUGAGCUGCAACCUGGAGAAGGGCGAGGCCGGGGGCGGCGGCCCGGGCCCGGGAGCCCACCCCGCCGGCCAGCAGCCGCAGCCGCAGCUGGACGACGCGCUGGCCGACCUGGUCAUCGACACCUGCAAGGCGCCCGGCCCCCGCGGCGGACCCCCGCCCCCGGACACCCUGCUGGAGCAGCUCCGCAAGCUGAUCGGCGGCGAGGACCUGUCCGGGGAGCCGGGGGCCGAGCCCCCGCGGCUGGGGGCAGGAGGCGGCGGGCAGGCCUCCUCCUCCUCCCCCGGCCUGUCCCGCAGCCCCAGCUACCCGAGCCCCGGCGAGGGCCCGCUGCAGGAGCGGGCCUCGGACGAGGUGGACACCAUGAUGUGCUCCAACCUGCGGUGCGGCCUGACCGAGACGCUGUUCAACGCCCGCCUCUACUUCAAGUCGUGCCACAGCUGCUACACCUACUACUGCUCCCGGGGCUGCCGGAAGGACGACUGGGAGGCGCACAAGGAGGCCUGCGUCUACGGCCGGGUCAGCAGCACCUGCAAGCGGGUGCUGCGCAGCUGCCGGGAGAACCAGGCGGCCCACCGCGCCUUCUCCCGCAUCGCCAGGAUGGGCUACCUGUCCCGGGGCCGGGGCGUCCUCUUCCUCGGCUUCCCCAACCCCGGCUCGGCCGACAACUUCCUGCGGCUGGGCCUGGAGAGCCUGCUGCUCGCCCCCACCUACCUGUCGGUGCGGGAGCUGCAGGGCUACGCCGAGCACCUGGGCGAGUACCUGCGGGAGGUGCAGGAGGCGGGCCGCCAGUACAACCCCGAGGAGUGCUUCCUCCUCAACGUGUCGGUGGCCCUGGGCCAGCGGGUGCCCGACAACCCGUCGCCCCGGCUGCAGACGCCCGCCGUCCGCCGCUUCGCCAAGAUCGCCCUGGCCUCCGCCAGCCCCGAGAGGAAGGCCUACCGCGCCGAGGAGGAGAUGGAGACCCUGAUCCUGACGCCGCCGCCCGGCACCGCCGACAUCGCCAAGGACGGCGAGGCGGGCCGCAGGGCGCGGGAGGUGUGCUUCAUCAACGUGCAGCGGGAGCUGCGCAUCCGCGGCGUCUUCCUGCGCCACGAGUACCCGCACAUCUACCAGGACCUCUGCGAGUUCGUGGAGAGCAACAAGAGGUUCACGCCCACCACCAUCUACCCCAUCGACAAGCGAACGGGCAGGCAGUUCAUGUGCAUGAUCAUGGCCGCGUCGGAGCCCCUCACCCUGGAGUGGGUCCGCAAGCCCAACGUGCUGGAGGACAUGAUGUGACCGGCCCGCCGCUCCCCGCACAGCCUGUUCCCGUCUCUUUAAUAUAUUUGUAGACAUUUUAUAUCAGGAACCCGUGGAAGCCCGU
Molecule: messenger RNA, 3488 nt
Organism: Pristis pectinata (smalltooth sawfish)
Lineage: Eukaryota; Metazoa; Chordata; Chondrichthyes; Rhinopristiformes; Pristidae
Gene: ajm1
Product: apical junction component 1 homolog
Exons: 3
Coding region: 674-3403 (909 amino acids)
Biological process (GO): cell-cell junction organization
Cellular component (GO): plasma membrane; apical junction complex
Source: RefSeq, a predicted model, not a curated record